This is a messenger RNA of Dendrobium catenatum, 2750 nucleotides long. Its product is annotated as formin-like protein 4. Gene Ontology annotation, biological process: actin cytoskeleton organization; actin nucleation. Gene Ontology annotation, molecular function: actin filament binding. The transcript has 2 exons. The record is from RefSeq and is a predicted model, not a curated record. NCBI's taxonomy places the organism in Eukaryota, Viridiplantae, Streptophyta, Magnoliopsida, Asparagales, Orchidaceae. The coding region runs from base 150 to 2429 and encodes 759 amino acids.
AUCUAACCCCAUCCAAAUCGAAACCCAAAAUCCUCUCAAUUUCGCAUCUUACCUAACCCACCCAACCUAUCUUUCUUCUUAAAUCUUACAACAAAUCUGUGGAUUCCUCAUUCCAAAUCAAAAAUUCGGUUUUUUUGUUACAAAAUUCCAUGGAUUCAAUCGCGAGAUUAGGGUUUACUUUAUCCCUCCUCAUUCUCCUGAUUCAAUCUCUCUUCCCCUAUUCCAUCUCUUCUUUAUCUCAACGCCAUCUUCUCCAAUUAAGCUCCCGAUCCCCACAGAACCUUCAGACCUUCCCUUCCACCGCCAUCCCCGCCUUCACCCAUCCUCCUCCUACUCCGCCACCUCCUCCUCUUUCAUCACCUCCGCCGCCGCUGCCGCCGCCGGCCUCUUCUGCUUCUGAUUUGGAUAACGGGAGCAUAGCCGCGGCCGUGAUCGGCACCGCCGCGAGCAGCUUUGCCAUCUACGGAUUCCUUUUCUUCGCCUUCUAUCGGUUCACCAAAAAGAAGCGCCGCGGCCCGGAGACGCGCGUCUACAACUCUGAUGCGGCUGCUGGCGGCAGUGAUGUUAAACCUUUCAGAUCAAAGCCGGAACCCACUCUCAAGGGCUUAAUCGUCGACGAAAACGGCCUGGACGUGCUCUACUGGCAGAAUCUUGAGGAUAGAAGGCGCUGCCAUCACUGCAACAGCAUCGUCGAAAGAGGCCGCCACAUGGAAGACGAUGAGCCACCGGAGCCUCGGAGGCGCCGGCGAGGGAAGGGUGAGCUGAUGACCCAAGAAAGUCCCCUGCUUCCAACCGAUUCGGUUAAUUCCUCAUCAAUGAUGUUCGCUCAAUCUAGGGUAUCGAAUCGGAUCUCGUCCGCAUCCAUGUCCUCUCCUGAAGCAGCGUCUCAUUCUCCUCCUGCCGUCCCGCCACCGGCUAAAUCCCAACCGCCGCCCCCUCCUCCUCCUCCACCCGCUCCUCCUAAACCUCCAACUCCGCUGGCUCCGCCCAUAAAGAACGCCCCCGCCCCUCCUCCCCCGCCGUCCCGGCGGGCAGCGGCCGCGCCUACGUUGCAGCUGGGACCGGAUGGCGGAACUGAGCGGCCCAGACUGAAGCCGUUGCACUGGGAGAAGGUGACUCCGACGAGAGCCGGGCAUUCCAUGGUGUGGGACAGAAUUAACGAUGGUUCAAUUAAGUUCGAUGAUGAUCAAAUCGAAGCUCUAUUCGGCUACGUGUCCGCAAACCCAAAUCCCGCCAAAUCCAACUCCAGCGAAUCUUCCUCCUCCACUUCCACCUCUGCCGCCGCCGCCGUUCCGACCCCAAUCAAUCUCCUCGACGCCCGCAAAUCCCAGAACAUCGCCAUCAUCCUCCGCACCAUUGCCGUAUCCCGCAAUGAAAUUCUCGACAGUCUUCAACACGGCCACGGCCUCGCCGCCGACACACUUGAGAAGCUCACCCGCAUCACCCUCACCAAAGACGAAGAAUCCCUCAUCCUCUCCUUCUCCGGAAACCCUGUCCACCUCACCGACGCCGAGUCCUUUCUCUUCCACCUCCUCCAAAGCUUCCCUUCCGCUUUCCCCCGCCUCAACGCAAUGCACUUCCGCAGCUGUGUCUAUAACACUGAGAUCCUCCAUCUCAAACAAUCCCUUCAAACUCUGGAGCUCGCCUGCAAGGAACUUCGCACCAGAGGCCUAUUUCUGAAGCUUCUCGAAGCCAUUCUAAAAGCCGGAAACCGAAUGAACGCCGGCACGGCGAGGGGAAACGCCCAGGCAUUCGACCUCACCGCCCUCCGCAAGCUGUCCGACGUCAAGAGCACUGAUGGGAAGACCACUCUCCUUCAUUUCGUGGUGGAAGAGGUCGUCCGCUCGGAAGGCAAGCGCUGUGCCGCCAUUAACGCGGAAGCGGGAGAAGAUAGGGAAAGGGAGUUUAUGAUGCUGGGCUUGCCGGUAGUUGGUGGCCUAAGCUCUGAAUUCAUGAAUGUGAAGAAGGCAGCGGCGCUUGACUUGGACUCCAUGGCAGUCACCUGCUCUGCAAUGGCUGAACGAGUAAUGGAUAUCCGGAAGUUCUUGAGGAGCUGUGAGGAGAAUGAAGAGGGGUUCGUGAGGGAGAUGAAGGGGUUUGUGGAAACGGCGAGUAAGGAGAUAGAGGAGGUGAGAGAGGAGCAAUGGAAGGUCAUGGAGAUUGUCAAGAGGACAACAGAUUAUUACCUGCUCGGAGCUGCCAUGAAGGAGAAGGAAGGGAAGCCGUCGCUUCAGAUUUUGGUUAUAGUGAGGGAUUUUUUGGCUAUGGUAGAUCAAGCUUGUAUUGAUAUAUGUAGAAAUAUACAGAAGAGGAAGAAGGAGACGCCAUUAGAGAAGGAGAAGAGGAUGACAACUAGGUUUCCGAAUUUGCCAGCUCGUUUCAUGGCAGAUAAUUCAGUAUCUUGUUCGGAUUCAGAAGAGGAGUUCUGAUUGCAAGGCAUUCGAGAAUGCUUGCAAGGAGAGAUUAUUCUCUGCGGACAUUGGACAAGAAGAAUAGUCUGAUUUUGUCUAAAAGCUAAGGCGUUUUUAUUGUUUACGGAGACAAAUCGGACGGUUCACCUCAUAUGUUGUCCGCACAGAAUAAUUCAUCGCUUGUAAGGGCAUCUCCAACCGAACGUCAAUGUGGUGUUUGCAGUUUGCAGGACCGUUCAACCGAGUUGUUUUCAGGAAGUCAUUUUUAUGUUUUGAAAAGUUACACUGUUCACCAACACAUUUACAAAAAAAAUAGAGAAAGAAUAUACACCGGUUAAA